AUGAUAAACACAUGCAUUCGAUUUCGAUUUUUUAAAUUUUCAAAUUAUUCAUUUUUGAAUUUUCAUUGUUCUUUCUCGCGUCCAUCAAUGAUUGUACGAUGUUUUCAUCGAAGAUUAUUGUAUCCACCAUCAUGGAAAUCGUCGUUCAUUUUGAUGAUUGGCCGAUAUAAACAUUACGGAAAACCAACAAGUUGGUCCAAAUAUUUUGAGACACUCGAAAAGAAUAUCUUUACCAAUCGAAUCAGUCAGCAAAGACCUAGCAAUAUGAAAUUCAUUCAAUAUGAAAACAUAUUCGCUUAUCAUGUGAUAAAAUUAUCGAUACCUUUUGCUGAUCAUGACCAUAAUAAUGAUAUCUCGACGUUUAAAUGUGAUUUGAACCGUUUUUUCAGUUCGGACGAAAAUGGUGUUGAUGAUAUUAACGCAAAAAUUUUGGCACUGAACAUUGAACAAAUAAUCAAUCUGAUGAAAUCGUUGUACCAUAAUCUGCCUGUGUUCACAAAAGAAGAUGAAUGGAAUAAGGCCUUUCUCGAUUCGCCAUUCAGUCGUAUUUGGCAACAUUUAGAUUCAUUAUUAACCAAUCGAAUCGAACAAGAUUGGUCUGCGAACAAAUCCAAAUAUAUGCUCAUCUCGAGUCUCUGGUUUGAACUUGGUCUCGGACAAAAUGUUUGUUUUAAUAAAAGUUUGAUGAAGAAAUUAUUAGCCGAACAGCAAUUGGAUAAAUCGAUGGUCUUAUAUCUGAUGUUUCAGGCAAAUUUGGCAAGAAAUUCAAUCACUGCCUUGCAAAGACGUACGAUGAUUGAAAAGAUUCAUUUAUUUCUAAACGAAAACAACGAAUUGACGGUAGAUGAACUAUCAUUAAUUGGAGUGGGUUUUUUCAAAACUCAAACACGAAUGCCUUUAGAAUUACUUCGUAGCUAUAUUGAAUCAUGUACUGAACAAUUAUUACAAUUUUAUCCAAUACGUUCGACAAUAUCGAUUGUAUCCAUAUUGAAAAUUAUACGUUUUUCUCUUGAAACAAUCGAAUUUAAUCGACAAAAAUUACGAACACAAUUGAACCGUUUUGUCGAAAUAUUGGGUAAUCAUCCAUCGAAUUUUUUUGAUUCGGAAAUAUGUUUAACCCAUCUAAUACUAAUGCUCAAUUCGAUAUUGAUAAUUGAUAGAAAAUUAUUUCGUCAAAUAUUUGCCAGAAUGAUGGCUAAUCUUUCUAUAUUUCGUAUCAAAGAUAUUGAACGGAUACUAUUCUGUUUGGCUAAUGUACGAUUCCAAUGUCCGGUUGGACAAUUACGACGUUUAGAACAAUAUCUAUGCAACAAUGAUGAGAGUCGUUUAUAUCCCAAUUGUACGUACAAUAUUCUCCUUUCACUGUUUAUGAUGGGUUAUGAACCGAAACAAUUGCUUGGCCGGUGUGUCAAUCAACAACAAAUUCAAGAUUCAAUUGCGUCAUCAAAAAUGAUUCUUAGUACUCAAUUGCUAACAUUAGAUAGCAUAAUGAGACUACGAAAUCGCAAACCAUUAUUGGAUGAAAAACAAAUUGAACAAUUUCAAUCAUCAUUAGCCUAUUUAUUCGAUAAUCUUCACACACAAAAAGGUCGUUUCAUUCAAUUCAUUUAUGAAUCACUUCGCCAACAACAAUGCGAUGGUCGAAACGUACAGCUAAUGUAUCUAUUACCAUUCAUUACAUAUCCAUUCCCGGUCAUUUUGAACAAAUCAAAUUUCAUUUCAAAAUUGAAUGAUGAUCGAACAUUUUGUCCGUUUGUCGAUAGCAUACCAUAUCGAGCUGAUUAUUUGAAGCGAAAAUUUUUCCACGGUAGUUAUGCCAUUCUACCAUUGAUGGAAAAAGAUUAUACGGUUGGAUCAUCAUUACGUGGAACGAUACAUUUAAAUAAAUCGUUGCUCGAAGAUCUUGGAUUUCGUAUCAUACCAGUUGAACAUCGUGAAUUUCGUCAAUAUUUCAUCCAUCAUGAUGAUGAUGAAAAUAAUACAAUAUAUUCAAAUGCAAAAAUACAAUCGCUUUCGCUUUUAUUAUUUAAAGUGCAAAAAUUUAUUCAAAGUAAAAAAGGUUAAUAAACAUAACAUAAUCAUCAAA
This is a messenger RNA of Dermatophagoides farinae (American house dust mite), 2086 nucleotides long. RefSeq lists its product as uncharacterized. The record is from RefSeq and is a predicted model, not a curated record. Lineage: Eukaryota; Metazoa; Arthropoda; Arachnida; Sarcoptiformes; Pyroglyphidae.